This is a messenger RNA of Corythoichthys intestinalis (scribbled pipefish), 5767 nucleotides long. RefSeq names its product equilibrative nucleobase transporter 1-like. Gene Ontology annotation, biological process: transmembrane transport. Bases 375 to 1847 code for a protein of 490 amino acids. The transcript is spliced from 14 exons. NCBI's taxonomy places the organism in Eukaryota, Metazoa, Chordata, Actinopteri, Syngnathiformes, Syngnathidae. Gene Ontology annotation, molecular function: transmembrane transporter activity. The record is from RefSeq and is a predicted model, not a curated record.
GCUCCGAUUGCUCACUGCUGCAGCUUCAAGGCGCAGUUUGCGUCACUAAACCGCAUUAUAACAAUGUUGGGACCUCCUGGAUACAAUAAGAUUAAUGGGACUAAUCGGGAUUAGCGGAAGCACCGCCUGGUAAUAAAUGCCUGUCAAGUCAGAAAGACAUGUCAAAACAAAGGUUUCAACUAAAGAGGCAACGCAAUUUUACUCAUCCUGGAAUUGAAUUGGACGCAUAAUCUAGAAGUCAAAAAAAAUAAACCCUAACCCUAAAAGAAGGUGUGGCAAGAAAUUCAAACUCAAGAAAGCAACCUGAGUGGAAACACCUCAAUCUUGACUUAUCAUAAAAACUUUUGGAAGACUUGGAGCAAUAAACUUGAAGCAUGCAGAGUCAUAGGACUGGAAUAAGGCUUCUUUACUGGCUGACCUUGCUGUCUGGGAUGUUUGAGUGUCUCUGCUUUGCUGGUGUCGUGUUUGGGUAUGCCUCCCUGGUGUUUGUCCUAAAAGAGGAUGGGUACUUCAGCCAGCUGUGUGUCGUUGAUCCAGACAGAAAUGGUACAACCACUGUUAAAGACUGCACUAGUCAAGACGAGAAGUUUGCUCUGGUCUUCACCAUUGCAUCUUUCCUCAACAACUUCAUGAAUCUAUUUAGCGGCAUCCUCUUUGAUUACUUUGGCACAAUGGUGACCAGGCUACUGGCAAUAUGCCUUUACACUACUGGAACCCUUCUUGUGACCAUUUCAAAUGCAAUGUCUUCAAUCCUGCUUUUUCCCGCACUGUCCUGCAUCGCUGUGGGAGGGAUGCUGCUCCUUAUGACAAAUCUGCAGGUGGGCAACCUGUUUGCAACUCACCGCUCCACCAUCAUCACCCUCUACAGUGGUGCGUUUGACUCCUCUUCAGCUGUGUUUCUCAUCAUUAAGGUUCUACAUGAACAAGGCAUCUCAUUGCGCUCCUCUUUCCUUGUCAUGUCCUUUUGUUCCAUUAUACACAUUGUGCGAACAUUCACUCUGCUGCCCAGAAAACGUUUCCCUUACCCAUUGCCACAGUACUACACCUAUGGAUUGAAAUGUGGAAAGAGCAACUCCUACAAUGUGGAGCAGAACAUGACAGAGGAAGGCCUAACAUUUACUGGCAAGCCAAGAUGCAGAAUGAACAAACCCAAGGAUGAGACAGAUCUUAAUCCAUCCGGAGAAGUGGCAAGUUUUAGGAGUUGUGUGCUGUCCUGGUUCUUCCUGUGGCAACUGCUAUGGUUGUCCAUAAUGCAGCUGAGACAUUACCUCUUCAUUGGGACCCUAAACCCCAUGCUCAUCCGACUGGCCCAAAAUGAUGCCAACCUGGUGAGUCGGUAUACCAAUGCCUUUGCAUUGACGCAGUUGUGUGGGGUGUUGUGUUCCCCGUGGAAUGGACUCAUACUAGACAGACACAAGGGAAAGCCACGUUCUCCUGGAGAAACAGAGCGGGAGGCUGAUUUGCGCUCUUCAUUGCUGUCUCUGUUUCUGACUGCCCUCCAGUGCCUGCUCUUUUCCUUAUGUGCCUCCAUUCCCUCCUUGCCUUUGCAGUACUUUACUUUUGUCUUGCAAGUCAUUAAUCGCUCCUUCAUUUAUGGUGGAAACGCAGCCUUCAUUAACAUUGCAUUUCCAGCUUGUCACUUUGGGAAGCUGUAUGGCCUUGUCAUGUCUAUGUCAGCAGUAAUCUCACUACUUCAGUACCCUUGCUUUGCACUGAUCAGAGGACCUCUUGGUGGAGAUCCUUUUUAUGUGGACAUUGCCCUCACUCUGAUAACUCUGGUUGUGUUCAUCCAUCCCUUGUUUGUCUUUAUCCAUUGUAAGAAAAUAGCCCAGCACAGAAGGAAAUGACAAACAGUCACUUUUAUUAGCAAAUUACCUGAGUGAGUGUAGUGCUGUGUACCCUAUGCAUCUGUGCUGACAUGAUAAAGUAAGGUAAACAUUUUCUUCUACUAUUAUGUAUUUUGUACAAUCCAUUUUGAUCGGCACUUGGCAAGAUAUACUGUGUAUAUUGUUUCAAGUUGCCUCCUACUAAGUAUGCAUAUUAGGGCUGUCAAACGAUUACAAUUUUUAAUCGAGUUAAUUACAGCUUAGAAAUUAAUUAAUCGCAAUCCAAACCAUCUCUAAAAUAUGCCAUAUUUUUAUGUAAAUUAUUGUUGGAAUGGAAAGAUAAGACACACGACGGAUAUAUACAUACAACAUACUGUACAUCAGUACUGUAUUUGUUUAUUGUAACAAUAAAUCCACAAAUGGCGUUAUUAACAUUCUUUCUGUUAAAGUGAUCCACGGAUAGAAAGACUUGUAGUUCUUGAACGAUAAAUGUUAUAGUUACAAAUUAUAGUAAUUUUAUAUUAAAACCCGUCUUCAUGUUUUCGUUUUAAUAAAAUUUGUAAAAUUUUCAAUCAAAAAUAGAGUUAAUAUAAUAAUAAUAAGAAUAAAAAUAAUAAUAAAAAUAGAGUGAAAAGUUUUACGUGUAUUUUGCAUAGCUAAAUUCAUAUGGAACGCCAGUUCAUUUUGCAUUGUUGUUUUACUGUGUGUCAGAAUAGGGCCUCAUUACUAUAGACUGAAGUGCUUUUCUUUUUGAGAACUUUUUUUUUUUUUUCUUUGAGAGAUAGGAAUAUUAUUUUUGUUGUGCUUUCACUAAACGAUACUUAUGUUUGUUGUGAAGGAGAAGCUUAUGCCAAUAAACGGCGCGGUCCAAAGAAUGCCUGUGUCCACCUGCCUUUACUGUAUAACAUAUACACUGCCAAUGGGAAAACCCAUUGGCAGUGUAUCAAAUACUUGUUCUCCCCACUGUAUCUGUACAUAUCUUACCCAAAAUAAAACAAGAGACACAUAAUUGCCACUAAAAGAAAGAAACUUACCGAAAUAUGUGUGGAGCACAAAUAGCAAUUUGCAUUGCAUUGUGAAUACAGCAUAAACGUCUCACAACUACUAAUUCUCCCACGUUUAGAAGACAUAACAUGAGUAUGGAACGGCGCUGCCCCCAAGCGGCCGGUGGCAUUCUCUUCACUCUUAAAGAGCACAUGACACGAGAAAAAGAGUCUAAAAUGUCAUUAUUAUGUGAAUUAGAAUCAUAUUUUGAGACGAUUCGACUAUAUACAACAAUUUAGCAAAGCACAGAUGACGAGAAAUUAGUCUUUUAAUCUGCCGGUUAGCCACGCCUACCAUUAUAGGGCUUUAGCGUCCCCAACAGGUGGAUGACGUCAGCGGUAGACUUGGCUCAUCGAUUUUACUAUUCAGCCCAUUGAGGGGAAAUUAUUCAGAACGAGGAAAACGCGACGAAGAAAGCCGCAAAACGUCAUUGUUUCAGUCUCUCUACUCCAAUAUUUUUACAGGAUAUUCUUUUUACCCAAGUAUUUUUCCCCAAUAGCUAUAUAAAUGGCUUGAGAAGGACCAGUCAGCCCGUUGAGGGGGAACUAUUCACAACGAGGAAAACGCGACGAAGAGAGCGGCAAAAUGUCAUUGUUUCUGUCUCUUUACUUGAAUAUUUUUACAGGAUACUCUUUUUAUCCAAGUAUUUUCCCCAAUUGCUAAAUAAAUGGCAUGGUCAUGACAAAUAACAGUCUUGUGCUGAAUGGAAUAUGAAAUAAUAAAAAUGCAUUUAUUCAGGACGACAUGGCAAAAUUACUCCAUAAUGGUCAAAACUGUAGACUUCACCUUUACUGUCGCACCUCCCGAACGAUAUUUUAUGACACCUAAAUCGGACAUAUGUCAUUUCCCUUCCCCGGCUUCGGAGAAUGUAAACAAACCAGAAGGCGUGACAGCUAGCCGAUAUGCUAACCCGAACCGAGUGAUAUUUCAAAGUCUUCAAAGCGGAAAAUCACACAUAGCUAUCCUGGAUUAUUUGACAUGACGACCCGGUUGUCGAAUGUCUUAGCGGAUCGGCAAACCGCCCGGCGGAGAGCAAUUUACAGUUCGUUCCCCGGAGGAGGGUGGCUGGAGCUAAUGCAGCUAACGUACUGCUGCUAAUGCAUUAGGAGAGCUUUUUACAUGCCUAUCAAUGAUCAAACGUAAGUAGUCCUUCAUUUAAAGGAAGUUUGUAGUGUUUACUUUGUAAUCGCUAUAUUCGUAUUUGACAUAAUACAAAACAAGAUGUUUACUCACUUCCUCGUAAAUCCAAUGGUCCCACAGUAAAUAUCCACGGUGAAUGGGAACCUUUUGAAACUCCAAAAAGGCGCAUACGCCUCUCCCUCAUACAGAAUGAUUUUUCUGCAGCCGUUUGGCUGGCGUGAUGCGAAAAAUAAACGUAUUAAUCCGCAAAAUCAGCUGAAUCCUUCGUCCUCAUACACAACAGUACACAGUAGCGUGAAGAGGACGUCUUCUACCGUACACGUCACAGCGCCCUCCUCCUUAAUGCAAGACCGAAGCCGGAAGUCACUCAUUUUCCUGGCGCGGGAUUCAAAAAACUAAAUAAAUAUAGCGAUCGCUUCCACACACAUCCAAGCGGUCCAUAUCAUUCAGGAGCAUAAAAUACCGCGUGUAUUAUGAAAUAAACAUGCUUUUUCGUGUCAUAGGCACUUUAAUGUCCUUAAACGGCCUCAUUGUAAUGUUUGAGGCAAUAUGCCAGCGGGUCAUUCAUUGCAUGCGUUAAUUGCGUCAAAUAUUUUUACGUGAUUAAUUUUAAAAAUUAAUUAACGCCCGUUAACGCGAUAAUUUUGACAGCCCUAAUGCAUAUACGUUACCAAUAAAAAACAAUCACUUCUGAGGCCUAAAAUGCAUGUUGGUCCAUCUGUUGGUGAAAACCAAGAUUGCCAUUUCAAUUAUAUGUGAUGCGACAAUGGGAAUGACUAAUAAAACACAGUGAUGUAAUUUGGUGUGAUUUAUUCAUUGAAACUGUUCACUUGUAGGACAUUUUGGGAAAAGUAUCAAUACAAGAUGAUGAAAUGCUUAAGAUAAAACUUUGGCAGUCUUGUUGAAAGAUGUGACACUGAUGGUGCUUACGAAUAAUGGAUGAUGGGGACGAGUCUAUAUGAAAAUUAGAUUGUCUCCACAUUGCUUGGUUUUAGCUGGUUCACUUUUUUGAUUAAUGCUUCACCAGCUUAGGAGAAACUCCUACUGGAAAAUGCAUCAAUAACAAACAAUCUUUCAUACUCACAAUUAAACAUACUACGGAGGAUUUGGAGUGAUCCUGGCAUGCAUGGCAUGGCGAGAACAUGCAAACUCAACAGUUUGGAGGUCGGGACUGAACCCAAUCACUAUGCCAUGCCAUGUCCAUUUACUGUAUAGCUUGCGCCACAAACAUACGUAUACUGUUAUUUUACAACUUUAGUCCAUCUAUAGAUCACGAGAAUGGAGGCCUUGGUGCUGCACAUUCUUAUAAAGUGGGUGAUAGUAUGCACCUGCAAGUUGCUUGCAAUCCGCCAUUAAUCAAAAUUUUAACGUGCUGCAAUGCCCCUAAAGUGAUUUAUGAGGGGGAAAAAUCAGACAAAUUGAAACAUUAUUCAACCUACAGUAUAUGCCAGAAUAUUUGGAAAAAAAUUAAUUUAUAUGUCUAAAUGUCACGGGUUUAUAAGCACAAAGCCAAUGGAUGAAGUCGUGUAGCGCAGUCAUGUGAAAAGCCGGUCGCAAUUGGGUAGCUGAACUGAGAAUGUGUGUUAAAAUUCUUCUUUGAAUUAAUCAUGGAUUGCAAGCAGUUUUCAGGUGAAUACCGCCACCUAGUGUAAAACAAUGUGCAGCGUCCAUGCCUCUACCCUUACGAACCUUACAUAAAAUUAAUGUUUUUCAAGAAUUUAACAAGUGCUUUCCUUACAUACCUGUCUUCCUUUAAC